AUGGAAAAACAGAUAAAUAGUAUUGAACGACUUGGUUCAUUGUUGUCAUCACGUAAUGCGUUAAUACGUCAUGAAGCAGCACAAGCUCUUGGUCGCUUCCCCUUAUCAAAUCCUCACGUAUCUGAUAUCUUAAGAAGUAAUUUCCAAUCAAAUGCAUGGGAUACACGGGAAGCAGCCGUUGAGGCACUCAGCGCUAUUCUUAAAGUUAUCCCACAUAAAGAUGAAGUUGUUUUACCACGAUUACAAAGUAUUUCUCGACUUGAUUUGAGAGAUGUCAUCCGUACAUAUCAUCCCUUACUUAGCUGUGAAGCAGAAUUGGUGACACGAAUGGGUGACUGUAGCUUCGGCGAACAGCAAAAAUUAGUGGAUGAACAGCUUGAUUUUCAAGCAGUUGCUGGCAUUUCAUCUGGAACAUUCCUUUCCGAGAAUGAUUUUGAUAUAUUUGGCAGUAGAGAAGCUACACCCAAAAAAAAACUAGAUAUUGCAAAUAUUGAUAACAUUGGGUUCGAAGAUAAUUUGGAAGAGUCGGAUAGAAUAGUGCAGUCACUCUGUAUUCAUUUAAUGCAUGAUGUGAUUGAUGUUAAGUGGGAAGUUCGACAUGGUGCUGCUCUUGCGAUAGCAUGUGUUUUGGCUGUUGUACCUUCGCGGCUUUCUUCCUCGCUGGUGGAUGUUUUAGCUACUAGACUUUUCCAAGUUAUUGCGCUCGACAAGUUUAUAGACUUUUCUUCUGGAAGGUUAGUUUAUGUUACUGGUAACUUUGGUUGGGGUCUGUACCGAAUUCCGACAGCAGUUGGACCAGUUAGAGAAGCAGUUGCUGAAUGUAUUGCUCGCUUAACGAUGAUUUUCCCCUCACCAGAGUUCUUCAAUGUCAUCUUUAGUCAUGUAUAUAUUUUGCAUGAGAUGACAGAUGAUAUUCAUGCCAAAUGUCAUGCUGUUGAAGAUUUAGACACUUAUGAACAUUCAUGGUUUCAACGUCAAGCAGCAUUAUUAAUCAUAAAAUAUCAUCUUGCUGGACCGUACUAUGAUGUGAAGUUCAACGAAGUCUUCAAAUUAUUGCUUUGCUCAUUUGAAGACUCUCACGAUGAGGUUUGUGCUUCGGCUCUUUCUGCAGUUACUACUCUUUUUUGUAAAAGUGAUUUGAAACCAGAAGUUUCAAAAAUAAUUUCUCAUAUGGAACAUGUCAUUUAUCGUUUCAUUGAUUCCGCUUGCAACAUUUCGAAAAAUCAGCUGCUGGACAUCGACACAGUUGCAGUCGAUCUUUUAUCACUAUUAUUUAUUUGGUUGCAAGGCGAUUCACGUCGUAAACUCCCCCACUGCGUAUCAAAUAAUCUUUCCCAUCUACUGGAUCCUAUACAUAUGACUUUAUCCUUUAAAGUAGUCAAUGUUUUUCUCGAGUCGUUCUCGAGACCAUCUCCUUUGAAGGAUGAAAAAGAAUGUAAAGAAUUCGAAACAUGUACAAUGUCAAUAUUAUCGUCUUUAUUCCGUAUUAUUCUUUUCGCUGCACCGCAGGAUACAGAGGAUCUCAUUGAAGCUUGUAUAUUAUGCGUUCAUCGUAUUGUCGAAUAUUUUAUAUUUACAAAGCAUCUACCACAAGCUUUAGUUGAAACGAUUGGCCGGUGGAUGGCUUGUCUUCUUAUUGAUGCACGAAAUGCAGAAAUUGAUCUCGAAAAAUAUAAUGUAUGUUCGGAUGCUAAUCGAAAUUCUACAGAAUUUCUGUGUGGAGAUGAAAUUCGAUCAUUAAGCGAUAUGGUUCGAAUUGAUGUUGUAUUAACUCGUAAACUGCAUGUGGCUCGUUUUUUAGCUCCACUUAUUUCAACGAUCUAUAAUUUUCCUCUGAAGAUUGGCGACCAGUUUUUGAGUGAAGCAGUUCAGCUCCUGAUCACUCCUUCGAUGAAAUCCUUAAUAAUAAUGCAUAGACUUGGCGGUGUGCUGUUAAGUCAUGCAUGGUUCACGUAUAUCUGGAGAUCGGGUACUACCAUUGAUAUUCCGAAUUAUGUGACUGAAAUUCUUCAUAGUUUGAUCAUGUCACCAAAUGCUGCUUAUGAUGAUGAGAAAAUGUUCUUUAUUUAUCUAGAAAAUGCUUAUAAAGACUUUGCAUCGUAUUGUCGAAAUAAAGGAGUAAGUGCAGCGGAAAUUUUCAACGUGGAAGACACUGGAGACACAAUAGAUAACUAUGCUAGUGCUCUUUACGAGAUCUGCUUCAAUUACUUGAGACAAGAAAGUGAUCGAGAAACAUUACGUCUAAGAUAUGAAAGUUUCAAAUGUGCUGUUGCAACAGCUAAAGCAGUAAUGACAUCUAACAUUUCACGUGUUAAUGCAGUAACUGUUUCAUCCUUGCUGCUUAUUUAUCCACAAUCGCUAUUAAAUUCACCAUCACUAAAUCCUUUCGUGAAGCCACUUAUGGAGCUAAUUCGCUUUGAAGAAAAUAAGACUUUCGCGCAAUAUGCUCUAAAUUCAAUACCAAUUCUAUUUCGAAUCGCAUCUGAAAAAAAGCCAAAUCCGCAUGCGAAAAUGAUCAAACAAAUUGUUGUUAGUUUGGUAUCAUGCAGUAAUCGUUUUCCUGAAGAAUGCAAAAGUCAAGAACAUAUUAUUUCGCAGUGCUCAAGGGGUCCUUUUUCUGCACGUUCUCAAAAUGCAGAGUACGUCCUUCGUAUGUUAGUAACUCCUGUUGCUGCUACUGAUAUGUCAAGUCUUCUUGAUUUUAGAAAUCGGGAUUCUUCAAAAGAAACAGCUAUGUUUAUGAUGGCAUACUCGACUUACGUUGAUGAGAGCAGGAAACAGGGGAUUGUCCCUCCUCACCUCUCUGAUAUCGUGUUAGAACUCAAGACUCAUUUGAGUUCAGAGAAUACAGUUAUUCGGUAUUGUGCAGCACAUUGUUUAUGUGGUAUUUCUCGCAUUAAUGGGUUUUUACGACCAGUAUUGAAAACUGUUAUAGCGCCACUGCAGGAAGAAUUACGCAGUGGAGAAACACAAUCUCAUGUUCGAUGUGGGCUUGCUGAGCUGCUCUUCUUAUUGAGUGCAUUUCACGUAGAAAUGCUAGGUGGUCUUAGAUUGCUAGCUCCGAUAUCUCUACGUCUUAUGACAGACAGUUGUCAGGCUGUACGUGAAGUUGGAGCAGAAUCAUUCCGCAAUUUCGUACCACUUAUGGCUAUAAAAGCAAAUCGAAAGGUCGAAGGAAGUGUCUUGCUGGAAAAUGACAUGGCGGAUGAGAUCUUCGGAGAAAAUUCUAUUGAGUUUUUGUUAGGCGACCCAACUCGCUUACCUGAAUUAAAAUUAAGUGAUAUCAAAGGAUUGAAAUCUACAACGUGUUUGCGACAUUAUCAGCAGGAAGGUAUUCGAUGGAUGUCAUUUUUAGAAGAAUAUGGGCUGAGUGGCAUUCUUGCUGAUGACAUGGGACUCGGUAAAACUAUUCAGACCCUUUGUUUAUUAGCGAUGAAAAUUCAUCAUAAACCGUCAGCAAAGGUCUUGAUUGUGUGCCCUCCAACUUUGGUCAAUCAUUGGUGUGCAGAGUGGUUGAAAUUUUUUCCUUCCUUAUUACCAUUUCAUAAGAUUGAAGAGGGAUGUCGAGAAAAAAAUAAAUUAUUGAUGAACAAGCACCAAAUAGUCACGGUUGCAUCGUACAAUACCGUACGAUUUUGCUCUUAUUUCCAGGAAGUAGAGUGGUUUUAUUUGGUUUUGGAUGAAGGCCAUGUGAUAAGGAAUCCAACUACUCAACUAUUCAAGACAUUAAUUAGUAUCAAAGCACAAAAUAGGCUUAUACUUUCUGGAACUCCUGUGCAAAAUACACCAGCUGAUUUGUGGGCUCUUUUUCAAUUUCUUAUGCCUGGAUAUUUGGGAACGAUGAAGCAUUUUAAGUCAACUUUCUUAAAUGCGAUCAAUGGAUCAAGAAAUGUAAAUGCCUCAUCUCUAGAGAUAAAGGAAGGUCAGAGUGCGUUGGAUCGUUUGCACAAGUCUAUUCUUCCAUUUGUAAUGAGGCGCUUGAAAACAGAUGUACUGCAAGAUCUCCCUGAAAAAAUUGUCCAAGAUUACAUGUGUAGCAUGACUCCUGUGCAGCGUUCUGUAUACAGUCACAUUGUGGAAAUGUAUAAGCUAAGUCAAGCCCCGACGUCUAACGGUGCGAGCUUAUGUGCUUUGGAAACCAUUGCCGAACUUCGAAAGUGUACAGUACAUCCAGCUCUUGUUAGCGAUAAAAUUUUAAAACAUUCGAAUAUAUUGCAAUUACGAGGUUGCGUCGAGGAAUCUGGUAAACUGAUUGCAUUACGUGAACUUCUUAAGCAGUGUGGUAUUGGUUCACGCGAGAGAUAUGUACUAUCUGAUGAUUUUGCUGUUGAAGAGAACGAAAUAUGUGAUAAUAAUAGUCAUCGUGCUCUAAUAUUUUGUCAGCGGUUAUCUGCAGUGCAGCUCCUCGUGACUUUAUUCGACUCAGGAGAUCUCGGUUCUGAUAUAAGAUAUGCAGUGCUGGAUGGUUCAGUGCCUGUCAGCGAAAGGCAUUCUGUGGCUGAGAAAUUCAACGUCAAUCCUAGUAUACAUGUUUUAAUACUUACAACAAAUAUAGGUGGCGAAGGAUUAAAUUUGAUUGGAGCAGAUAUCGUUAUUUUCAUGGAACAUGAUUGGAAUCCAGUCAAAGAUUUGCAAGCUAUGGAUCGAGCUCAUCGCAUUGGGCAAAAGUGUGUCGUUAAUGUUUAUCGAUUGAUUACUGAAGGUUCUAUUGAGCAGAAAAUAAUGCGGUUACAGAAAUUCAAAAUAGAUACAGCUAAUGCAUUGGUUGGUGCAGACAAUCGUUCAAUGCAAACAAUGGCUGUGGAGCAGCUUGUGCAACUUUUUACGAUUGAUGAUACUAUGAGUGUUGAUACAUGUUCUGCAAAGAAACCAAACAUGAAUGUUGAGCUUUCAAGUUUUCAUGAAAAUACCUCAUCGCUAUUAGAAAUUGAAGGCAAAUUAAAUAUCAAAGAAUUGUGGGAUUUGUCACAGUAUGAUCGGUAUAGUGCGCAUUCAGUGACACAAUCAUUUGAAAGCCUUCAGAGGAGUAACUGUGCGAUGGGAGAACUUUCGGAUGUUGCUACUAGCAGUGAGAGCAACGUUAUUUUUGAUACCAUUAAAUGCAAAAAACUCAAGCUCGGUGAUUGA
Messenger RNA from Thelazia callipaeda (thelaziosis nematode), 5127 nucleotides. The record is from the annotation of a GenBank genome assembly. Lineage: Eukaryota; Metazoa; Nematoda; Chromadorea; Rhabditida; Thelaziidae.